UUCAUGGACAGAUCAUCAUCAUCAUCUCAUCAUCAUGCCAUUAUAAAAUCUCCAACACAUUCUCUCGGGGGUUACGAAACCCAGAAAAAUCAUAAAUUGGGGAGGGAGUUAGAGAGAGAAAGAGUGGCAUCUCUCGGUUUCAUCUUCUUCGUUUGCUGUACCGGGUGUCUGAACUACUGCUGGCCUGUGUUGUCUGCUUGGAUUGAGCUUGAUUUAUUAUGUUUCAAUUGCUGUGGCAUACUCUUCUCUUGGAAUUAUUGUCUAGUUUUUCCUUCACUUGCUCCACAUCUAAGGGUUCUUUCUCACCAAUCUUUCUCCCGCUUUGCUGCCAGUACUCAACAUUGUUGGUCAGUCUUGAUCAGCAUCAAGAUGUUUUACAGUACAGCAUUACCUCCGUCUUGUCCUGGGUUCAAAAUCUUUGACUUGGCAUAUGUUGUUGACAAAUGCCUGAAGCCUAUUGAUCAUAAUCCUGUUGGUUUUGCUCAACAUCAUGAUGGUCAAUGCAGGUACAAUGUCAUUAAGGAAGUUGGUAAUGGCACCUUUGGAAAUGUCUGGCGAGCUCUAAACAAGCAGUCUGGUGAAGUGGUUGCGAUCAAGAAAAUGAAGAAAAAAUAUUACUCAUGGGAAGAGUGUAUAAAUCUUAGAGAAGUGAAGUCGCUGAGGAAAAUGAACCAUCCAAAUAUAGUGAAGCUCAAGGAAGUUAUAAGGGAAAGCGAUGUCUUAUACUUUGUUUUUGAGUACAUGGAAUGUAACCUAUACCAGCUUAUGAAGGACAGAGGAAGCUUCUUUUCAGAGACUGAAGUGAGAAACUGGUGCUUUCAAGUAUUUCAAGGUCUUGCGUAUAUACAUCAACGUGGAUAUUUCCAUCGUGACCUCAAGCCAGAGAACUUGCUAGUAUCAAAGGAUAAGAUAAAGAUAGCUGAUUUUGGUCUUGCUCGGGAGAUCAAUUCUCAACCGCCAUUCACUGAAUACGUUUCAACCCGCUGGUAUAGGGCCCCUGAAGUUUUACUUCAGUCUCCUACAUAUGGCCCUCCAGUUGAUAUGUGGGCAAUGGGAGCAAUAAUGGCAGAAUUAUUCACGCUGCGCCCUUUAUUUCCAGGUUCCAGUGAGGCCGACGAGCUUUACAAAAUAUGCUGCGUGAUAGGAAGCCCGGCUAGGAAUGAAUGGACCGAGGGUCUUGAACUCGCCAGUGCCAUAAAUUAUCAAUUCCCACAGGUUGCUGGGGUUCAUCUUUCUGCUCUGAUACCAGGUGUUAGUCAGGAUGCAAUUAAUCUCAUCAAGUCCCUGUGUUCGUGGGAUCCAUGCAAGAGGCCCACAGCCUUGGAGGUCCUUCAACAUCCUUUUUUUCAGAGUUGCUUUUAUGUUCCUCCAUCUCUACGCUUGAAUGCUGCAAUUCCGAGAACACCUCCUCCUGCUGGAACAAGGGGAAUAUUGGAACAAAAUUAUGAGAGGAAGUACAUGGGAUGUAUAUCAAACUUAAGAGCAGAAAACAAUUUUCCUCCUGGAAAACCACAGGCAUACAUGGUUCCAGGUGCUCAAAGGAAGUUGGGCAGGAAUGAUCAGGAUUUGUCGAAAAAUUGCAAGGACUUUAAGAACUAUACUAAGCCUCAGCCAAAAUAUCAGCCACCUGGAAUAAACGGCCCAUCAGCUGGCAACCUUGGGAAAACGUGUGAUGUGGAGGAUACUGUCAAUAAGUUUGCUGACAUGGCAGUGGGGUCUGUGCCUCCACCUAUGAAGGCUGGAGGUUGGCACGGGCAGUCCAAUUUGUUUCUCGGGCGUUCACAAGAAGUUAUCCACACACGAGCAGCUUAUAACAGGAAGGUGGCUGGAUGAAAGGAAAUGGUUCAGACAAGUUUCUACGCUUUAGUGUGCAUGUGGCUUGAAGUUUUGUCAUUUGGUGUGAUUUUAUUCAGUUUCUUGUUUUAUGUUGGGUGUGGCUUUCGGUUUCGUAUUACAUUUUAUCUGCGUGGAUAAAGUUGGAUUUGAUUUUCGUUGCAUUACUUCGAAUCAAUAAAAAUACUCGCUUCUUUGGGGGUACCUAAUUUCUCAGCAAUUUUUAGUGCCUGUGAGUAAACUGAAUGAAACUAAGGGAGAAUUAAGUAUGGAUGCUGGCUUGUGGAUG
Molecule: messenger RNA, 2122 nt
Organism: Striga asiatica
Lineage: Eukaryota; Viridiplantae; Streptophyta; Magnoliopsida; Lamiales; Orobanchaceae
Source: the annotation of a GenBank genome assembly